CGUGCCCCCCACAGCGACCCCGACAGCGUCGUGCUGUGCGUUCUGGCCACCGACGAGGAGGACGAAGGCGACAUCGCCCUGCAGAUCCACUUCACCCUCAUCCAGGCGUUCUGCUGCGACAACGACAUCCACAUCCUGCGCGUGUCCGGGAUGCAGCGCCUCGCCGCCAUCCUCGGCGGGGGCGACCCCGAGCCGGGGGCCGAGCCCCGGGACCUGCACUGCCUCCUGGUCACGAACCCGCACACGGACGCCUGGAAGGGCCAGGGGCUGGCGGAGGUGGCGAGUUACUGCGCCGAGAGCCGCGACAGGAACCAGUGGGUGCCCUACGUGUGUCUGCAGGAGCGCUGAGCCCUUCCCGGCCCCUUCCCGGCCUGGACCUGAAGGAUCUAAAAAAAAAAAAAAAAACCAAAAACCAAAAAAAGCCGACAUAAACCAGCAGGACAAAAAAGAAGGAGAAAACAAGAGCCAGUUCCAACCCACAAACCCAAGAACCCACCGAUUUUAUUUUUCUUUUUAACCGGAGAGGAGAAGGAGGAGCAGGAAAGGGAGCGCGGCCGCAGCGGUGGGAAUGGAGGGGGAGCCGAGCCGAGCCUGGAUGGACACUGGCCGGGGCCUGGAUGGACACUGGCUGGAGCCCGGAGGGACAGUGGCCAGAGCUGCCGGCCCAGGAGUCGUGCUGGCCCAGGGGCCGGAGCUGGGGACCCCCAGAGCCCGGGGGGGGUGACCCCGGAGCUGGAGACUGUCAGGAUUUUUGGCAGCUGGGACCCGAUGGAGGCGAGGACUUGCAGAGGGGUGGAGUUUUUUUGUUGCAAAAACUUGCGCUUUUUUUUUUUUCCAAGGAAUUACCGACGUCUGCACAAGAUGGACCUGCACCCCCCUCCCCGGGGGUGCUGCUUUUGCACUUGGAGACCCUUGAGCUGAAUCUUUUCCAGAGUUUAUUCUUAUACCGAGUGAGGAACUUAAAUUUAUUUGCAAUAAAAUAUCUGAAGUCA
This is a messenger RNA of Empidonax traillii (willow flycatcher), 992 nucleotides long. Its product is annotated as growth arrest and DNA damage-inducible protein GADD45 beta-like. The annotation marks the transcript as partial. Gene Ontology annotation, cellular component: nucleus; cytoplasm. The record is from RefSeq and is a predicted model, not a curated record. Gene Ontology annotation, biological process: regulation of cell cycle. NCBI's taxonomy places the organism in Eukaryota, Metazoa, Chordata, Aves, Passeriformes, Tyrannidae. The transcript has 2 exons.